AAGCAUUCAAAAGCUUACUAGAGCUAGAUAAACAAUUUGUUUUAUUUAUAAACUAAUAAACAAUUCCAUUUUGCUAUUUAAUAACUCUAGAUCAAUAAUUGAAUUUUAGAUUUUUUUCUAUCACAAGAAAUGCCUAAAAAAGAACUGGCUCUGGGUAGGAGCUUAAUUAAAGCUCAUAAACGGAAGAAAAAUAUCGUGGUUAAGGAUGGUUAUAGGCAUACUAGUGACCUUCUUGAUGGAAGAGACUUCAACCGCUUAGAUUUAAAAAGCGUUACAGAGCAAACUUCCUUAGAUGAUUUUCUUUCAACCACUGCAUUAGCUGAAAAUGAUUUUAAUGCGGAAUUCUCAGAUGUUAAGCUUAUACAAAAUCUUGCAUCUAGUGCAGUGCUAUCAGAAGAGGAAAAACAUUUAAUUUCAUUGGCUCAAGAGGAAAAUAAAGAUGUAUUGUGUAUUCCUCGUCGGCCGUCUUGGGAUGAAAAUACAUCGAAGGCAGAAUUAGAUGCGCAGGAACGAGAAGCUUUUCUCACCUGGAGACGUAAACUUGCAAUGAUUCAGGAGCAAGAACAUUUAAACCUGACACCAUUUGAAAAGAAUUUAGAAGUGUGGCGUCAACUAUGGCGAGUGAUUGAAAGAAGCCAUGUUAUUGUUCAAAUCAUAGAUGCUCGAAAUCCAUUACUUUUUCGUUGCCAUGAUUUAGAAACUUAUGUUAAAGAAGUGGAUGAAAAUAAAAUAAAUGUUCUAUUGCUGAAUAAAGCUGACUUUCUAACUGAAUCAGAAAGACAAUGUUGGAGUGAUUACUUUGAAAAAAAUGGCAUACAAGUUGCAUUUUUUUCAGCACUGCAGCAAAUUGAAAGAGCAGAAGAUCAUGAAGCAGAAAAUUCUGUGGAUGAUGAAAAUUCAAAUAUUGAAAUUGAUCUGCAUAAAGUCAAAAACAGCACGAAAGUGUUAUCAAGAGAAGAACUAAUCAACUUUCUAAAGGCUGUUACCAAAAUUCAUAAUAUUUCUGCUCAAAGACCUACAGUGGGCCUGGUUGGUUAUCCUAAUGUUGGUAAGAGUAGCACAAUUAACGCCAUCCUGAUGAGCAAAAAAGUAUCUGUGUCUGCUACUCCUGGUAAAACUAAACAUUUUCAGACUUUUAUAAUUGAUGAAGAUUUGUGUCUGUGUGAUUGUCCUGGCUUGGUUUUUCCAAAUUUCGUGUCCACAAAAGCAGAGAUGGUUAUCAAUGGUAUACUUCCAAUUGAUCAGCUAACAGAAUGGAAUCAACCUGUUUCUCUGGUGACUAAUUUAAUUCCUCGUCAAUUGUUGGAAUCUUCAUAUUCCCUGUUGAUUCCUAGUACUGGGGAAAAAGGAAGAGACACAAUACCAACUGCAGAAGAAUUUUUAAAUGCUCAUGGAUAUAGCAGAGGUUACAUGACAUCAAGAGGUCUUCCCGAUAAUGCCCGUUCAGCACGUUACAUAUUGAAGGAUUUUAUCAAUGGGAAGUUGUUGUACUGUUUCGCCCCUCCUGGUAUUAAACAAGAAGACUAUCAUAAGUUUGAAAUGAAAGCUAAGAAAAUUUCGCACCAGAAUGUUCCAAAAGAAAAUGAAGUCCUUGAAAAAAAAGAAACACUAAGUGCAGCAGACAAGAAAUUUUUUGCUCAAGCUCAUUUGAAAUCUAAAGGAAGUAUAGGAAGUCAAGAUGGUGGCUCUGGGAGUAAACCUUGGAAAAAGCAUAACAAUAGAAAUAAAAAAGAAAAAUUGAGAAGGGUCUAUCAUAACCCAUAUGAGUAGCAAUGUAAAAAUAAUUAAAUUGCUUGUUAUGUUUGUAAAUAAAUUUUAUAAAUAAAAGGAACAGUGAUGGCUUGUA
Molecule: messenger RNA, 1846 nt
Organism: Parasteatoda tepidariorum (common house spider)
Lineage: Eukaryota; Metazoa; Arthropoda; Arachnida; Araneae; Theridiidae
Source: RefSeq, a predicted model, not a curated record